Molecule: messenger RNA, 411 nt
Organism: Pseudogymnoascus destructans
Lineage: Eukaryota; Fungi; Ascomycota; Leotiomycetes; Thelebolales; Thelebolaceae
Exons: 4
Coding region: 1-411 (136 amino acids)
Cellular component (GO): endomembrane system; membrane
Source: RefSeq, a predicted model, not a curated record
AUGUCUGGAAAAUUCGAGCCAAAGGAGCCCGUCAUUCUCAAUCCUCCAAAGGAUGACCCCAUAACCGUAGAACAUCUUUCAAAGUGCAAUGGAACUGACGGCUACCCGUGUUACGUUGCUAUCAAAAGUGUCGUUUUUGAUGUGAACGGCAAAGAGCCUUACCUCCCAGGCGGUUCCUAUAGCGGUACGCAGCCCCCUUCGCACUUUUACAACUUCCAAAUCUUCUCCGGCCACGAUGCAUCCCGGGCCCUCGCGAAAACCUCCACCAAGGCGUCCGACGUCUCUCCCGAGUGGUUCGAUCUGGACGACAAAGAGAAGGGCGUGCUGAACGAUUGGUACACCUUCUUCAGUAAGCGCUACAACAUUGUCGGCAAAGUCGCUGGCGCGACAAAUUUUGAUCCGUCGCUCUGA